CAACGCCCAACGACACCACACGGACUUGGGGGCGUGCACACCGCUGCGUCUCGCAGCUCAGACGGCACUUGGAGACGGGAGAGCCAGAGCUGGACGGUGACCGCCUUGCUCCACGUCCCCGAUUCCAGCGCCGCGCGGGCCCGGGCAAGUGGCUGCCUCUUGCUAGGUCUGCUCUUGGUAGCACAGUUAGACUUAGAGACCCGGCCAAGGCAGACAGACAGGGCUCAGAAGCUCAGUCCUGCCAUGGAGGAAGGGCAGCGGAGAGAGAAGGUGAAGCCCCUGGGCUUCCUCAAGCCAUCCUCCUUGACGAAGGUUUCCGGCCGCUUCAAGGCACACCAAGAUGCACUGCCUCGGCUGCCCGUGCCCCCACUCCGGCAGUCCCUGGACCACUACCUCAGGGCACUGCGGCCCAUAGUGAGCGAGGAGGAGUGGGCCCACACCAAGCAGCUGGUGGACGAGUUUCGGACUGCGGGGGGCGUAGGGGACCGCCUGCAGAAGGGGCUGGAGCGCAGGGCCAGGAAGUCGGAGAACUGGCUGUCCGACUGGUGGCUCAAGACAGCCUACCUCCAGUACCGCCAGCCCGUGGUCAUCUACUCCAGCCCGGGCCUGAUGCUGCCCAAGCAGGACUUCGUGGAUCUGCAGGGUCAGCUCCGAUUCGCUGCCAAACUCAUCGAGGGCGUGCUGGACUUCAAGGCCAUGAUUGACAACGAGACCCUGCCCGUGGAGUACCUGGGGGGGAAGCCGCUGUGCAUGAACCAGUACUACCAGAUCCUGUCCUCCUGCCGCGUGCCAGGCCCGAAGCAGGACUCAGUCAUCAGCGCCAGCAAGGCCAAGAAGCCGCCCAUGCACAUCACCGUGGUGCACAACUACCAGUUUUUCGAGUUGGACGUGUACCACAGCGAUGGGACCCCCCUGACAUCUGACCAGAUCUUCGUGCAGCUGGAGAAGAUCUGGAACUCCUCCCUGCAAGCCAACAAAGAGCCCGUGGGCAUCCUCACCUCCAACCACCGCAACUCCUGGGCCAAGGCCUACAACACCCUCAUCAAAGACAAGGUGAACCGGGAGUCUGUGCGCUCCAUCCAGAACAGCAUCUUCACCGUGUGCCUGGACGCGCCGGUGCCUCGGGUCUCUGAAGACGUGUACCGCAACCACGUGGCCGGCCAGAUCCUACAUGGAGGUGGCAGCAAGAUCAACAGUGGCAACCGCUGGUUUGACAAGACACUUCAGUUCAUCGUGGCAGAGGACGGCUCCUGUGGGCUUGUUUACGAGCACGCGGCUGCGGAGGGGCCCCCUAUCAUCACCCUCGUGGACCACGUCAUCGAGUUCACGAAGAAGCCCGAGCUCGUGCGGUCUCCCAUGGUACCCCUGCCCAUGCCCAAGAAGCUGCGCUUCAACAUCACCCCCGAGAUCAAGAGUGACAUCGAGAAGGCCAAGCAGAACCUCAGCAUCAUGAUCCAGGACUUGGACAUCACCGUGAUGGUAUUCCACCACUUUGGAAAGGACUUCCCGAAGUCAGAGAAGCUGAGCCCGGACGCCUUCAUCCAGAUGGCCCUGCAGCUGGCCUAUUACAGGAUCUACGGGCAGGCGUGUGCCACCUACGAGAGUGCCUCGCUGCGCAUGUUCCACCUGGGCCGCACUGACACCAUCCGCUCGGCCUCCGUGGACUCACUCGCCUUCGUCAAGGCCAUGGAUGACUCCAAUGCGACGGAACACCAGAAGGUGGAGCUGCUGCGGAAGGCUGUGCAGGCCCACCGAGCCUAUGCGGACCGGGCCAUCCAUGGGGAAGCCUUCGACCGGCACCUGCUGGGCCUGAAGCUGCAGGCCAUUGAGGACCUGGUGAGCAUGCCCGACAUCUUCAUGGACACCUCCUACGCCAUCGCCAUGCACUUCAACCUCUCCACCAGCCAGGUCCCCGCCAAGACAGACUGCGUCAUGUUCUUCGGGCCCGUGGUCCCCGACGGCUACGGCGUCUGCUACAACCCCAUGGAGACCCACAUCAACUUCUCGGUGUCGGCCUACAACAGCUGCGCUGAGACCAACGCUGCCCGCCUGGCACACUACCUGGAGCGGGCACUCCUGGACAUGCGUGCCCUGCUGCAGAGCCACCCCCGGGCCAAGCUCUGAGCCCGGCCGGCUGCCAGUGCCACAGCCAAGCCCGCAUGGGGGCAGGCCACCAUCAGGGUUCACCUCUUCUGCUCCCUGUUCCCUGGGGCCCCCAGCUCUGGCCACGCCAGGGCAGCACCCUCCAAGGGGCCUGUGGGCUCAAGCCAAGUGCCUUCCCUGGGUCCCCCACAGCUGCCUGCCCAGGCUCGGGGCUGAGAGGACAGACGCGCAGGCCUCAGCAUCCCAUCCCCCGAGGCCGCCUCUGGGAGGAGCCACCUGCCCAGAGCACCAGAUCAGCUCUGGCCAACCUCCCAAUGUCCACGGCCAGGCCGGAGCUAGGCUCUGACCCCCAGGACCUGAGAGACGGUGGACUAUCUGGAGCCAGCAGACCCUGAGCCUGCCAGGGCGAGGGCUGGCUGCAAGUUCUGGUGCAGGAGUAGCCAGGUGCUGAAGCACGUGGCAGGGACAGCAGCCAUCCAGUGGUGCUGCCAGCUCUUGUGGGUAACGUGGCUCAGAAGCCCCAGCCUUCUUGCUUCCACUCAGCUCGACUCCCGCCCCGUGUUCCUGGCUGUAAGAUAUUAGCGUGCAAGGUGAUUAAUAAAGCGGAGCUGUGUGGACAAA
This is a messenger RNA of Tupaia belangeri chinensis (Chinese tree shrew), 2724 nucleotides long. It is a transcript of the gene CRAT, whose product is annotated as carnitine O-acetyltransferase. Gene Ontology annotation, cellular component: peroxisome. Gene Ontology annotation, biological process: carnitine metabolic process, CoA-linked. Lineage: Eukaryota; Metazoa; Chordata; Mammalia; Scandentia; Tupaiidae. Gene Ontology annotation, molecular function: carnitine O-acetyltransferase activity. The record is from RefSeq and is a predicted model, not a curated record.